CUGACUAAAUUACUUAUCCAUAUUCAGGUAUCAAAUUCCUGAAGAUUGGCCAUAACAAGGCGCUUGACAGCUUUUUAAAGAACCUUUACUCCAUACUGAUAAUGAACAACUUGAUCUUAAGUGGACUGCCCAGGACAAAGAAGGGUUGAUUGCCUUCUGGUGAAUGAAAUAGCUCCAACAUUGACAGGCUAACAAAGUUGUGCAAUAGAGAAAAUUAAAGCAGCAAAAAACAAGUCAUUAAAGGACUGACUGUAGUAAUUUUUUAAGCCAGUUUGAAGGACAUUUGCACCUAUUAAGCGGAAGAUAUGUCUAUAUACAUUAAGCAUUUUGGACAACCAGCAUCUGAUUUAUGUUUGCCUUACUGUGACUGGAUUCCAAUUAAAAAUGGAAACUCCUGAGAGCACCCGUAAGGAAACUUCUAAUAAAAAGUCCAAAGCUGUUGUGGUUAGAAAGGCAGAGGUAAUCAUACCUGCAUUUUAUCAAGUUAAGUAGACGGUGUUCUAAUAUUAUCACUGUCUUCGUCUGUUUGCAGCUUACAGGAGCUUCUAAACCUUAGGUUUUAACAGCAGUGUUCUUCAUUGUUUUCUUUGGCAGUCUUUUGAAAUUAAAGCAUAUUUAUCUAUUUUAUAAUGUCAGAGCUAAUCGCAUAAUUGUUGAGACAAUUGUGGAAGGUAGAUCAAUGUAAUGUGAGAAAACCUUUACUGCGCCUGAACAACUAGGAGAUUCAAGUUUAUGUUUGAAUUGAGAUUUUCUACCUUUGCCUUUGUGCAAAAAAUAAAAUCAGUUUGCACUC
Molecule: messenger RNA, 793 nt
Organism: Rubroshorea leprosula
Lineage: Eukaryota; Viridiplantae; Streptophyta; Magnoliopsida; Malvales; Dipterocarpaceae
Source: the annotation of a GenBank genome assembly